GCCGGAGCUCCGCCCCCAGAAGACGCGGUCGGGCCCGGGGGCGUGUACUGGGCGGGCCCCACCCGCGCCCCGCCCCUCCCCGCCCCGCCCGGUCGCGGAGCGGCGGCCAGCGCUGGGAGGGCCGGCCCCGGGAUGCUACACACAACCCAGCUGUACCAGCAUGUGCCAGAGACACGCUGGCCAAUCGUGUACUCGCCGCGCUACAACAUCACCUUCAUGGGCCUGGAGAAGCUGCAUCCCUUUGAUGCUGGAAAAUGGGGCAAAGUGAUCAAUUUCCUAAAAGAAGAGAAGCUUCUGUCUGACAGCAUGCUGGUGGAGGCACGGGAGGCCUCGGAGGAGGACCUGCUGGUGGUGCACACGAGGCGCUAUCUUAACGAGCUCAAGUGGUCCUUUGCUGUUGCCACCAUCACAGAAAUCCCCCCUGUCAUCUUUCUCCCCAACUUCCUUGUGCAGAGGAAGGUGCUGAGGCCCCUUCGGACCCAGACAGGAGGAACCAUAAUGGCGGGGAAGCUGGCCGUGGAACGAGGCUGGGCCAUCAACGUGGGGGGUGGCUUCCACCAUUGCUCCAGUGACCGAGGUGGGGGCUUCUGUGCCUAUGCGGACAUCACGCUCGCCAUCAAGUUUCUGUUUGAGCGUGUGGAGGGCAUCUCCAGGGCUACCAUCAUUGAUCUUGAUGCCCAUCAGGGCAAUGGGCACGAGCGAGACUUCAUGGACGACAAACGCGUGUACAUCAUGGAUGUCUACAACCGCCACAUCUACCCCGGGGACCGCUUUGCCAAGCAGGCCAUCAGGCGGAAGGUGGAGCUGGAGUGGGGCACGGAGGAUGAUGAGUACCUGGUUAAGGUGGAGAGGAACAUUGAGAAGGCCCUCCAGGAGCACCUGCCGGACGUGGUGGUAUACAACGCAGGCACUGACAUCCUUGAGGGGGACCGCCUUGGGGGACUGUCCAUCAGCCCAGCGGGCAUCGUGAAGCGGGAUGAACUGGUGUUCCGGAUGGUCCGUGGCCGCCAGGUGCCCAUCCUCAUGGUGACCUCAGGCGGGUACCAGAAGCGCACAGCCCGCAUCAUUGCUGACUCCAUCCUUAAUUUGUUUGGCCUGGGGCUCAUUGGGCCUGAGUCACCCAGCAUCUCGGCACAGAACUCAGACACACCGCUGCUUCCCCCUGCAGUGCCCUGACCCUCGCUGCCCUGCCUGUCACUUGGCCCUGCCUAUCCGCCCCUUAGUGCUUUUUGUUUCUAACCUCUCGGGGUGGUGGAGGCAGCCUUCAGCGAGCAUGGAGGGGCAGGGCCAUCCCUGGCUGGGGCCUGGAGCUGGCCCUUCCUCCACUUUUCCCCACUGGAUGCCAGAGGGGCUCGAGGACUCUAUGGGUGGGGGCAGAAGGCGGAGCCUGUGUCCCAGGGGGACCCACAUGGAGUCACAGGCCCAUGGGUCCAGGGAGGCAGACAGUUCACUGAGAAUCAGGGAGGACCAGCGAGAUCCUAGGCACAGCGAGGGCCCUGGGUUUGGGGUGUUCUGGAGAAUGGCAGACCCAGGUCAGAGUGAGGAAGCUUCCACCUCCAUCCUGACUGGGCCUCCCUCCCUACCCUUGGUCAUGGGAUUUGCUGUCCUCUUUGCCCCAGAGCUGAAGAGCCGUGGGCGCUAGUGUGGAUGGCCUGGGAGGUGCUGGGGCUAGGUCUCCAGGUGGGCCUGGAUGUGAGGGGUGGUCAGGAGUGGGUACAGGUGGGGUUCACCCUCAAUAAAGCAAGGUCUGGACUUGCCUUCCCAGGCCCUUCUGUGGGGGUGAAGGUGGGGAAGACCUGUGGCCCCCAGAUCCCUGCUUUGGCAGCAAUCUGUCCUGUUCAGUGCAAGGGGCAGGUUUUUGGGGAGGAAUUCUUAGCUCAGGGACAGGCCUCAGUCCUGGAACCUCCAGGGGGCUGCUGACCCAGGUGGGGAGGGGGCAGAAGAAGGGUGGGGGACAUGGGCAGGCCAGGCUCACAGGUGGAAAUCAGGGAUGCAGGCUGGUGGUUAAGCCAGGUCUGGGAGGGACCCAGGCACUGGUGAGGAGGGGCAGGGCUUCCUCUUCCUGGGGAGAGGGCAGCGAGGAUCUCUAUCCCGGCCUGGGGGUUGUGAGCAUAGGUGGCCAGGGCAGGGCCCUGGGUGGGGCUGUGGCCUCCAUUGGCCCCACCAAAGUGCCCGGGCCCCGAUCCCUCUCUGUGCCCAGGGCCCCCAGGUGGGCCGGGCCUCUGGCCUGUUCCCCAGCCCUACUCUGAUGGGGAUAUUCAGGGCCCUCCAGGAAGUAUGCUGGGAGCAUCCACCCCUGCUAGCCAGUGGCUGUGGCCCUGACCAAAUCAGGGCUGGGGAGGGAAAGUGGGUCCGUGGAGGUGUCCCUGCUCCAUCAGCCCCCUACAGGACUUGUGUUCAUUACAGUGGGGGGGCUUCCACUGUCUCCCAGCCUCCCUCAUUCUCCCUCUGCUGCAGGGGGAGGGUUCCAAGAUCACAAAUUGUCAACAGUGCCGGCCUCCUGAGGCUCUAACAAUGCACUCCGAGACCCCUACCCUUGCCGUUGGUCUCUGUCGCCAACUCGAGGCACCUAACAUCUGUUCACACCCAAUGCAGGCCAGCAACUUCUGGGGCUCAGCCACAGACAUGGUUUGUCACUGCUGAGCUGUUGCUAGAGAGCCUAGAGGCUUGAUUGACCCAGGCUGCUGUGUGUGCUGGAGGUGAAGAAUCCCCACCUACUAGGGGUGAAAGGAAAUGAAGAUGGAAAGUUCUUGUAGCACAAGGCCUGACAUGGGUAGCUGCUCAAUAAAUGCUAGUGUGUGAUUCCA
This is a messenger RNA of Sapajus apella (tufted capuchin), 2807 nucleotides long. RefSeq names its product histone deacetylase 11 (gene HDAC11). The record is from RefSeq and is a predicted model, not a curated record. Bases 133 to 1176 code for a protein of 347 amino acids. NCBI's taxonomy places the organism in Eukaryota, Metazoa, Chordata, Mammalia, Primates, Cebidae. The transcript has 10 exons. Gene Ontology annotation, molecular function: histone deacetylase activity.